AAAUGAGCAAUUGUGUGUCUGCGAGAGAGUGCGUGCAUAUGGUCCAUGACUUACAAGAAAGGAAGAGGCUCAGCGAGAGAGCAGAACCGGGCCGGACGAGGCUGCUCGGUUGGGUGGUAGCGGAUGAGGAGCCGCGGGACUUUCUGAGCCGACAGCCGAGGAUGCCUCUCCGUGGGCGAAGGAUGCUCUGGGGCUGUGCAGGGAUGCUCCUCUGCCUGGCCGGGUUGCUCCUGCCUCGGAGCGCCGCCUCGCCCUGCCUGGAGCAGUGCAGGUGCUACAUGAACACCUUGUUCUGCCAGGAGCCCAACACCAUCCAGAACUUGGCGCAGCUGCGGGGCUUGGAGAACUUCACAGAAAUAGUCAUUGAGAACCAGAUUGGUCUGACAAACUUGACUCAGGAUGACAUGAAGAAUCCUCGAGAGCUGAAGAACCUAACCAUUUCAAGGACACAGCUGCAGUUCAUUGCACCAGACACCUUCAGAGGCAGCCUGAACCUGACGCAUGUGAACCUGGCCUACAACCAGCUGCACUUCCUGUCCUGGAGGCUCUUCCACCACCUCCAUCUCCAGGAGCUGGUGCUGAUCGGGAACCCUCUCCAGUGCACCUGCCGCCUCCGGUGGCUGCAGGUGUGGCAGGAGAGCAGGCAGGCCGAGUCCUUGGGCAACCAGUCCCUUCACUGUGUGGCAGAGGGCGAGAAGGUGAUCCCUGUGGCUAACAUGACCAUUGCAGGCUGUGAAUUCCCGAGGGUCUGGAUUGAGUACAACCAGGAGCCCUUGGGAGAGGGAGAGAGCGUCACCCUGACCUGCAACUUCACUGGAGAGCCACGGCCAGAUGUGCGCUGGUUGCUGCCGAACAUCUGGAUGGACCUUCCUCCCCGCAUCACCCAGAAGUCUGAGUCUGAACUCCAGCUGCAGAUCUGGAAUGUCUCCUCUGACUUCAACCUCCAGAAUAUCACCUGCCAGGCAGAGAAUGAAGCUGGACUUGCAGAGGAUGUGGCCCAGCUGAAUGUGACGUUUCCUGCUGUGAUUGUUGAGGUGGGCUCCGUCCUGCGACAGUUCCACAAGGAGUGCAUCCCCUUCAUUGUGAACGGCAACCCCACGCCCCACAUCUGGUGGCAGCUGGACGGCGAAGCGCUGCAUGAGAAUGACUUCAUGUACACCUUCUUCUUCUCACGUGAGGAGAAGAACACCACAAAGGUCCAUGGGUGCCUGAACUUCGACAACCCCACGCACGUCUCCAAUGGCAACUACACACUGCUGGUGCGCAACGAGCUGGGCAACGACUCCUGCACCACCUACCAGCACUUCAUGGACCCCCCUGGGGUGGGCAUUCGUCCAGAGGAUCCCAUUCCUGUUUCCCUAUCGCCAGUGGGAAAAGGUGACAUGAACAGCACUGAGCGUGGAGGGCCAGUGGAGACUCCUGAGGAGCACACCAUUGGGAUCUCAGUGGCCGUGGUCCUGGCAGUCUGUGCCUGCCUCUUCCUCUCCAUCAUGCUGAUCAUCCUCAACAAGUGUGGGCAGCACUCCAAGUUCGGAAUUAACCGGUCAGCUGUGUUGGCGCAAGAGGAUGACCUGGCCAUAUCCCUGCAGUUCAUGAACUGGGGCAGCAGCCCCCUUUCCUCUGCGGAGAGCAAGCUGGACGCCCUCAAGACCAACUUCAUUGAGAACCCCCAGUACUUCUGCAAUGCCUGUGUCCACCACAUCAAGCGCAGGGACAUCGUCCUGAAGUGGGAGCUGGGAGAGGGAGCCUUUGGCAAAGUCUUCCUGGCUGAGUGCUACAACCUCAGCUCUGUUCAGGAGAAGAUGCUGGUGGCCGUCAAGACCCUGAAGGAAGCCACAGAGAACGCCCGCCUGGACUUCCAGCGUGAAGCAGAGCUGCUGACAGUCCUGCAGCAUGAACACAUCGUCAAGUUCUACGGGGUCUGCACUGACGGGGAGCCCCUCGUCAUGGUCUUUGAGUACAUGAAGCACGGAGACCUCAACCGCUUCCUCAGGUCCCAUGGACCUGAUGCCAAGAUCCUGGACAAUGGGAACGGACAGUCCUUUGGCCAGCUGAACCUUGGCCAGAUGCUGCAGGUGGCCACUCAGAUCGCCUCCGGGAUGGUCUACUUGGCCUCCCUGCACUUUGUCCACCGGGACCUGGCAACGCGGAACUGCCUGGUGGGCCACAACCUGGUGGUGAAGAUUGGGGACUUUGGCAUGUCCAGGGACAUCUACAGCACCGACUACUACCGGGUUGGGGGCCGGACAAUGCUGCCCAUCCGCUGGAUGCCCCCAGAGAGCAUCCUGUACCGGAAAUUCACAACAGAGAGUGACAUCUGGAGCUUCGGGGUGGUCCUCUGGGAGAUUUUCACCUAUGGGAAGCAGCCCUGGUACCAACUCUCCAACACGGAGGCUAUUGAAUGCAUCACCCAGGGGCGUGAGCUGGAGAGGCCCCGGACGUGCCCCUCGGAGGUCUACGACAUCAUGCAGAGCUGCUGGCAGAGAGAGCCGCAGCAGCGGCAGAGCAUGAAGGACAUCCACAGCCAGCUGCAGACCCUGGUCAAGGCGCCCCCUGUCUACCUGGAUGUCCUCAGCUAAGGCUGGGGCGGGGCGGGAGGAGCGUGAAGGAGGGAGAGGUGGGCAGUCGGGUGCCAGCUUCUCUGCACCUCCCCAGCGCCCACCAAGAGUUGCACGCCAUGAACCCUGGAGACCUCGCUGCCAUGGCCGGCUGCUGGAUGGUGCUGGUGAAAGCUCUCCCCGUGUCUCCCCCCCCCAGCACCUCUAUACCUGGCAGAGGAGCGAAUGGCAAGGCAGCAGGUUCCCCAUCCACUAAAAGGGCCUCUUCCUUUGGGGGUCCCUAAAAUGCCUGCAGAAGCCAAGAGCUGCGUUUUCCUCCGGAGGCUGAUGCCCCUUUCAGGCUUUUGCUCCUGGACAGACAACAAGAUGCCCAGCUUGAAGGAUGGGCACAUGGGAGGCACCAGCUCCCCCUCUGUGUUGGGAGAAGGAGGAGGAUGGCUCAGCGCCUGGUGUCUCCUGGGACUGGACCUCCCAACCGCUUCCCUCCCUCGACUCCAGGAUGACAAAGGGGGGGGGCUGUAUGUAUUCCACAACAUGUUGGGGUUGGGAGGGGGGAAGAAACUGUUGCCGCUGCUGCUAAGAAAUAGCUUGUUUAUUGUCCUAAGCGUUAGUUUUUCAUUAUAAAAAUAGCUUGUGGGGGAGGGGGAGGGGGGCCCCAGGGAUUUAAAAAGCUUCAUGAAGUGGGGUGUGUUUCCUGAGAUGUGGGGGGCAGAGGAGGGGCUUCCCAGUUAGGGGUUAGAGACCAAGCCAGGGGGAAGGAAGGCCAAGUCCUGCCUGCUGGUCUCUUCCUUGAUUCUCAAUUCUCAACCAUCUGGGGCUGAAGCCAGACUCUUCUCAAUGGGGCUCUUGGGGGUCCCAGGCCUCCUUCCUCAGUUGGGGGGCUCCCUGCAGGUGAGCCGCUAAAGAGAGGCAGGCAGAGGAGGAGACGGAAGACGGAGAGCCGAGCAGGGCCUCAUCCAUCCAGGGCGUGAGCAACUCUGGGGAGCAAGCCUGAGGCCCGGCCUGCCAUUUCACUCCCCAGAGACACAAUGCAAGACAAUUGCCUCCUUGUGUCAAUGGGGGGGGGGGGCUUGCCCUAACCCCUCCCCCAGCUAACCAGAUUUCAGUCUGGAUUCGUACCAGGGCUUUUGAUUUGGCCCACGGGUCUCUUCUGGGAGAGCCAUGCCCACCUGGCACCAGGGAGGUUGGCACCUUGGGACCCAGCCUGCUUCAUGGUUUCCCUGGGCAGCAUCCAUGUGCUGAGGCCCCCGCUAGGGUGCUAGUGGCCUUUCCCCUCGACUGGACCCCUCCCCACUCAGCCCGGCUUGCGCAAGUCCACCACAGGCUGUGGCCCUUCGUCUGUGGGCAGGGGAGCCUCUCCCUCUCGGAAGGCUGCCUGUCACAUUCUGAAGCAGAUGCUGAGAAUAUACUGUGCUAAAUAAUGAAAUAAAGUCUCCUGUCUGACUGACUCAAA
Podarcis muralis (Common wall lizard) is the source of this 4011-nucleotide messenger RNA. It is a transcript of the gene NTRK1, whose product is annotated as neurotrophic receptor tyrosine kinase 1. Gene Ontology annotation, molecular function: neurotrophin binding; neurotrophin receptor activity; transmembrane receptor protein tyrosine kinase activity. Lineage: Eukaryota; Metazoa; Chordata; Lepidosauria; Squamata; Lacertidae. Gene Ontology annotation, cellular component: signaling receptor complex; axon; plasma membrane. Gene Ontology annotation, biological process: positive regulation of kinase activity; positive regulation of neuron projection development; multicellular organism development. The record is from RefSeq and is a predicted model, not a curated record.